Messenger RNA from Brassica napus (rape), 4353 nucleotides. RefSeq lists its product as uncharacterized. NCBI's taxonomy places the organism in Eukaryota, Viridiplantae, Streptophyta, Magnoliopsida, Brassicales, Brassicaceae. The coding region runs from base 1571 to 3619 and encodes 682 amino acids. The record is from RefSeq and is a predicted model, not a curated record. The transcript is spliced from 3 exons.
AAAAUCACUUACACACAAAAAUAUUAUAAUUUAUAAUUGACAACGCAAAAUUGUAAUAAAAACAAUGUUUUUGUGUCCAUACAUGCGAACAUAAUCCUCUUACAGAUAUAUAUAUAUAUAUAUAUUAACAUAUAUAUUAUAAAUUUAAAAACUAAUAUGAUAAAUUAAUUUUUAUAUUCUUUUUCAUUUUUGGUUUUUUUACUUUUUUUUAGUUAAUUUUUUUUCUUUUAAACAUCAACGUAAUCUAUAAAACUAUGAAAUGUAACCAUUAGCAAAUAUUUCAGGUAAUAAAAUAAUAUAAAAAUGAAUUUUUAUCUCUUUUAAUCCUCUUUAUCUCGUUAAACAAGUAACAUUCAUGAAAUUACUUCGAAAAAAAAUAACAUUUAAGCAAUUAACAAAGUAAAUUUAAAAUUUGUGAUAAUUUUGGGGAAAAAACUUAAAAAGGAAGUGUAUUGAGAUAAUGAUAAUAUUUCAUUUAUUUACUCGAUAAAUAUAAUACUUAAUUAUCUUACUAUUUCAUUAAUUUAAAUUUUAUGAAAGAAAAAUAGAUAUUGAUAAUUUCAUUAUUUUAAUAUAAUUAUAUUUAAGAAUUUUUAGUAAUACAUGCAUUAUGAGAACAAAAAUUAAAGUACUACUCCUUCCGUAUCACUUUAAAUGGUGUUUAGAGAAAAAAAAUUGUUUCAAAAAAAAAUUGAUGUUCUCAUUAUUCUAGAUAAAAUUUAAUAUCAUUUAAAUUUUGUUACCAAUUGCAAAAUACUGAUUUUUUUCUUAUUAGUUGAAUUAAUUUCAUUUAAUGAUAUUUUUAUGUAACCAAGAUAAAUUGUAUAGAAGUUUGUAUUUUCUUAAUUUAAGUGCAAAAACCUUAAAAAUCACUUAAAGUGCUAAAAAGGGAGUAAUAAUUUAUAGGGAAAAUUGGAUAAAUAGGACACUUUGAACUUGGAUUUGUCACAUUAGGAUUUCUAGAAGAUAUUUUAGGAAAAUAGGAUUUUAGAUCUUGUAAAAUACCAAAGUACCCUUAAUUUACCAAUUAUGUUGAAUUUAAAUUAUAAAUUAUAAUAAUUUUCGUAAUAGAUUUUAAUGUUAAAAUUAAAAUCUAUAAAAAUUAAAAAAUAAAAAAAACACUAAAUGGGAAAAAAGGAGACGCGGGAUGCCGCAAACCUAAUUCCCCUUUCUCUUUGUCUUCUCCGUCGUAGACUCGUCGCUCUCCCACGGCGAUUUAGGGUUCAACGGUGAGAAGCUCUGUUCUUCGUCGGUGUUUCAUCAGCCCGUGGUCUCUACUCUCGUCUCCGUCACCAUCCUUUUCGAUCUCACUGAAGACACAACGGCUGCGAAUCGUUCUUCCUCUUCGUCGGGUCAAAUCGAUUUUCGAAGUGUUCUUCCAUCAAUUUCGCCUCUCAAUCUCACAAUUCUUCACAGAAGGUAUUGGAUUUCAUCUAUAGAUUCUCAUAUUAAACGAAAUCGAAGUGUUCUUCCAUUAAAGCUUGAUUUUUUUUUAAAAUGAUUUGCCGUGUUUCUUAAAAUAAUUUUGUUUCACGGAUUGGUUGAUAUUAUUGAAACCUUUACAUGUGUGAUGAUAUUGAAACCUUUACAUGUUGAACUAAUAAUUUUGUCACGGUUUGUAGCUAUGUCUGAGGAGCUACCGAAGAGGCUUUUUAAGGAGGGCGAGGAGCCCCGAGUUACUCAGAUCAACAACAACUGCAGGAUCGACUACAUAAUCCGAAAGUUCCAAGCGUGGCUGCCAAAGGAGUUGGAUGUCGUGAAGAAAGACCCGGUUUUUCAUCAGAUUUUUAAGCUCCAUGAGAAUGGUCUUGGAUACUCUGCGAGGGUGAUACACAGCUUCUUGUGUAGGGAGCUGGUGACUUUCUUACAGCACGAGCUAUGGUUUGUCUUUGCGAGGAGACCGCUUCGAUUCUCAUUGCAAGAGUUCCACGCCGUAACCGGGUUUGAAUGCGAUACUCACAUUUCGAUUGAGGAGUUUGAAGAGUGGAAAUAUGAUGGUGGUUUCUGGAGCAAGGUUUUGAGGAGAAAAGAUGGAACAAUUACACUCUUCAACCUGUGGACUAAGGACAAGGAAGCUGUAAAGAAAUGGAAGAAUGCAGAUCGCAUACGUCUUAUCUACUUGGCGAUCAUUCUUUGUGUGGUAUUGGCGAGAGAUGAGAAGGCUAAUAUCCCCCUGAAGUACAUCGCGGUGGUCAUGGAUCUUGACAGAGUUCGAAGGUAUCCUUGGGGAGUUGCUGCUUAUGACCUUCUCUGCAAAUCCAUAGCCAAAAAUCGUUCCCAACUGAAGGAAAAGACCACUAGCUAUGUCUUGGAUGGCUUCUCAUACGCCUUGCAGAUUUGGGCAAUGGAAGCGGUGCCAAAAAUCGGGAAGCUUUGUGGAAAAAAGCUGGAUAAGGGUUUCAAGGACGGUCCUAGAUGCAUAAACUGGAUGGGAGCUGCGAAGGUGUCAUAUGAGGAGAUCAUUCGCUUGGAGGAGAUUAUUACACCCAAGGAUGACAUCUACCCAUACAUCUCAUGGACAGGAAAUUAUGAUGUUGUCAAAGCUCAGGCGUUUCGCAGAGAUGAUGAUGUGGAGGAUGACAGAAUCAAGGUUCUGAUGGAGAUGAUAAAGAAGGGGCAUGAUUUUAGUGAGCAUGUUUGGGAAACUGAAGAAAAUGAAGUGAUUUCUUUAUCUCUCGAUGACGAAUCAGCUGUGAAUGAUGAAGCAAGCGUGAAUGUUGAAGCAGCCGAGAGUGAUGACGACUUUCAGACUCCGAAAGGAUCAAAAAACGUUGGUUCUAGAUCAAAGAGGGGUAAAAAGAGGCUUCCCGAUCGUGGUAUGGAGAAGAGAAAGCAUAAGGUUCUCGCAAGUGGCGCAAAGCAAGCUCCUUUUAAUGAAGACAUGAAGGCUUUUAUGACACAGUUGUUUGAGCACAACUUCUCUGGAAUGGAACAAAGGAUACAGAAACAGAUGGCCGAGACAUUUGAGCAGAUGCGGACAGAGCUUAAACAAUCACGUAAGGAAGCCAGCGUUGAAGUUGAGCUUGGAGAGCCUUCACCGACAAAGCCAUCGACGAGCCAGGCACCGUUGAGGAGGUCCACACGCGGGGAUGGUUCCGAGACUACAUUCGAUGUGAAUUAUAGUGAAGCAGAUGAUUUGGGUCGCGGGAUAGGUACACAAGGGGUUGAAGGGCUUUCUCAGACGUCGUAUGUGCCAGGCUUUGAUCCAUCUCAGGACAAAAAAGAAGAAGACUGGUGGACUCCAAUGACUUCGGUCCGAGGUUCAGUGGAUAAUCCAGUAAAGAAAGAAAAGACAGAGAUGAAUACAGCUCCACCGCCGUCACAGUGGGAGAAAUGGUGCAAAAGAAAAGGUCAUGGACUUCAGCUUAGCGAUUCACCAUUGCCAGAAGAUGCUUCUCCGCAGGCGUCACUUUAUUAUAUCUCCGAAGAGUCAUGGAAAGGAUUCACGGAAUGGGCAUUAAAGCCUAUACCUUUAACAAUUGGUCCUACAUGCUUUAAUUUGUCUGUAGCUACAAGAGUAGUAAGUGCUGGAAAAUGGCUUGGAAACGAGGUAAUGAAUCUUGUACUAACCUUUAGUGAAUUUAUCUUCCUAACACUUCUUAUAUGCUAUAUUACUUAACUUUCAUUGUAAAUUUUUAGGAGAUGGAUGCGGUUAUGUUUAUAUGGCGUGUGAACACUACAUUGAAUCGUUGGGCCCCUCGGCGUGUUGCUUUCAUGAGUGCUAUGUUUUGCCUCCAAGUAGACGCUGCAUACAAGAAGUUUUUACCAAACAAAAAAGCCUAUCAAUUGCCUGAUUUCCUUCUUGGGUACGGCAGAGGAGAGCUUCCAUCUCAUGGGCGGACUGAUCUAGUUUGGGGUGUUGAUGUUGAUCGACUCUACUUUCCUCUGUUUGUAAAUGGUAACCAUUCAGUUCUUUUUACAUCCUAGUAUACAUUUCUUCGUUUACAAAUUUUUGUGGACACGAACGCAGGUAAUCACUGGGUUGGUGUCUGUGUAAACAUCAUUGAAAGAAAAGUAGAAGUCUUUGAUUGCGGUCGGGGAAAGAACAGACAGUACGUUGAGAAGUUUGCUGCUAUCAUUCCUAGGAUUGUGAAGUCCGUUGCACCACAAGAAAGACAGAAGCAGCUACUCCUCUCAUCAUAUUCUAUCGUGGAUGUGCCUAUGAAGUUGAGAUUGAAUAAAAGUUGUUGUGAUUGCGGUGCAUACGCUUUGAAGCACUUGGAAUGCUCGCUGCUUGGUCUUGACGUCAGUUUAGUGGAUGAUGAAAUCAUUAUGGGUUGUAGACAGAAGAUUGGAGUGGACUUAUGGGAGGCUGCACACGACCCCAUCUUUGCUGAGGUUAUGACACGAUAU